Populus euphratica (Euphrates poplar) is the source of this 3105-nucleotide messenger RNA. RefSeq names its product Protein kinase superfamily protein (gene TSL). Gene Ontology annotation, molecular function: ATP binding; protein serine/threonine kinase activity. The transcript has 16 exons. Gene Ontology annotation, biological process: intracellular signal transduction; peptidyl-serine phosphorylation; chromosome segregation. Gene Ontology annotation, cellular component: nucleus. The record is from RefSeq and is a predicted model, not a curated record. The coding region runs from base 743 to 2821 and encodes 692 amino acids. NCBI's taxonomy places the organism in Eukaryota, Viridiplantae, Streptophyta, Magnoliopsida, Malpighiales, Salicaceae.
AUUCGAGGGUUUUAAUUGAGAUAUUUCCUUUCGUCUCUUUUCUCAAAUCUCAACAAAAAGUAGCGCAAAAGAUCAAUAGAAUAGCUUUAAAACUAACGAGUGGUCUUGCUCCCAUCACAUGCCUUGCUAUCAAAGACAUUAGGCAAAUCCCCCUCAUGCCCCAAUUCACAGCACCAUCCCAGUCCAUCAUGUCCUCAUUUCAUGCCAUUUCCUUCUCUCCUUUCCUUUCUUGACCUAACAUGUUCAAAUUCUUUACCCCACAGCUCUCUCCAGCACUAAACAAAACUCCACAACAGUCAUUAUUCGGUCAGUCUCUUUCAUUGCUUUCCAAUUCAUAGUUAAACAAAACCCACCUACGCAACAUAUCCCAUGACCAAAUCAAAACCAGUACAGAGCCACAUACCCCGUUGACACUCAGUUUUUCCUUUGCCCAGAAAUACACUCAAAACGAAAAUUUUUUCAAAAAAACCAAACCAAAGCCUCAUCAUUCUUUAAUUGACCUUGCCCUUCCCAGGUUAUUCCUGUCCUUACCAAUUCCCUCACUCUCUCUCUGAUUCCUCUUUUCUUUACUAAUCUUCAAAACCCUAAAAAAGGACCCUUCUUUAGUCUCUUCUUUGAUCAUGCCCUCUUUAUUUCCUUGUAAAAAUCACUACUUUUCCAAAACCCUUGAUUCUCCCCACAAAAAGCUAACAUUUUAGGGUUUAUUUUCCAAUUCCAAGCCUAACCCAUUUUUCUACGCACAAUGUCGGAUGAUAUGUUAAUGCAUUUCUCUUCAAACUCUUCGAACCAGUCAGACCAAUCUUUGCCUACUAAAAUUGCUAAACUUGAAGCUCGUAUGGUUGGCAAGGUACCUUCUGUCACUCCUGGCCCCCCUGUUCAGCUACAGCAACAGCAGCCGCAGCAUCAACAACAACAGCAACAGCAACCCAUUUGGUCCUCUGUUUCUCCUGGUCCGAAAUUUGGGCCUCCUGAGGAAUUGGCAGAGUCUAGUGAUUCUGACGAUGAUAAUGGAGGGGAAUUUCUUAUACAAGCAAACACUCAGAAGCGCCAAAGAUUACAAGAAAAUAACAAUUCAGCUGUCAUCGAACAUCUUGAGGCAGUGAAUGAUGGAAGGCAAAAGACUGGGGAAACUGAAGAGACCAAGGGCGGUUCUGAUACAAACAGGAAAAAACAAGGUCGUGGCAGGGGUCAGUCUAAUUCUGGUAGAGGUCGUGGUUCCAGAGCUAAUGAUCAGAUUAGAUCACAAGUUUCUGUUUCAACAGCCUCACCUUCAAAUGGUCAGCUUGAGAACUCGUAUCUCAAGGAUAACAGGCCCAAAGAGCACUUCAGAAAUGAUAAUCACAUAUCCUUAGAGGAGGAGCUUGCAUCUUUACGUGCAAAAGUUUCCAUUCUAGAGGAAGAUCUUCGUAAAUCUCGUCAAGAGGCCUCUAAUAAUCAUGAUCUCUGCCACCGGUUAGAAAAGGAAUUGAAGGAACACAAAGAUUAUGAACAACAAAUGAAGCCAAAGAGAACAAAAAUUAUAUCUGAUCUGCUGAUAUCUGUUUCAAAAGCAGAGAGACAAGAAGCCAGGAUGAAAGUUCGCCAGGAUUCUUUAAGACUUGGCAGUGUGGGUGUUAUCAGAGCUGGAACUAUCAUAUCUGAGACGUGGGAGGAUGGGCAAAUGCUGAAAGAUCUAAAUAUUCAUCUUAGACAGUUAUUAGAAACUAAGGAAGCUAUUGAGCGACAGCGGAAAUCAUUGAAGAAACGACAAUCUGACAAGGGUGACGGUACAGAUGCAGAAUCAGGAGUACAAGAAGAAGAUUUUCUCAUCCAGGAUGAGAUUUUUAAAUCUCGUCUCGUGAGCAUGAAGCGUGAGGAAGAGACUAUUUUGCGUGAAAGAGAUCGCUAUGAACUGGAAAAGGGACGGCUCAUACGUGAAAUGAAACGGAUACGAGAUGAGGAUGGUUCACGUUUUAAUAAUUUUCAGAUUUUAAAUCACCGAUAUGCCCUUCUAAAUCUUCUUGGUAAAGGGGGAUUUAGUGAGGUUUACAAGGCUUAUGAUUUGGUGGACCAUAGAUAUGUUGCAUGUAAGCUUCAUGGUCUGAAUGCUCAGUGGAGUGAGGAUAAGAAGCAAAGUUACAUUCGGCACGCACUGCGAGAGUACAAUAUUCACAAGACCUUGGUGCAUAAUCACAUCGUUCAGCUUUGGGACAUUUUUGAAAUUGACCAGAAUACAUUCUGCACUGUCUUGGAGUACUGUAGUGGUAAAGAUCUUGAUGCUGUUCUUAAAGCUACACCUGUAUUACCUGAGAGGGAAGCUAGGAUUAUUAUUGUCCAGAUAUUUCAAGGCCUUGUAUACUUGAAUAAAAGAUCUCAGAAGAUUAUCCAUUAUGAUUUGAAGCCUGGGAAUGUUCUUUUUGAUGAAUUUGGCAUUGCAAAAGUUACUGAUUUUGGUCUUAGCAAGAUUGUGGAGGAAGAUGUUGGAUCACAGGGAAUGGAACUUACAUCUCAGGGAGCUGGAACGUAUUGGUAUUUGCCACCAGAAUGUUUUGAGCUCAGCAAGACACCUUUAAUAUCUUCAAAGGUUGAUGUCUGGUCAGCUGGAGUACUAUUUUACCAAAUGCUCUAUGGCAGACGUCCUUUUGGGCACGACCAAACCCAAGAACGAAUACUUCGUGAAGAUACAAUUAUAAAAGCUCGCAGGGUUGAAUUCCCUUCAAAGCCUACUAUCUCAAACGAGGCAAAGGAUUUGAUUCGUCGAUGUCUAACCUAUAACCAAGCAGAUAGACCAGAUGUCUUGACCAUUGCUCAAGAUCCAUACCUUACUUACGUAAAGAGGUAAAGAGUGUACAAAGUCACAGAUUAAAGAUUUGUAGAGGGCGGGGAGGUGGAAGAUUUCCUUUUGGCCAAGCUGGAAACAAAGUUGUUGCCGUAAAACUUGGAAUUUUGUAUAGGUUGUAAAGAUUUGUAACUUUCCCGUGCUUUUUCAAGGUAACAAAUCUAGGCAUCUGCUCCCCCGUCCCCUCCUAGUUCAUUUUUGUUUCGUUCGUUGUAAUUCUUGCCUGUAUCUUCUCCGCCUUCAGGAAAAAAGAAAAUGAAAUAUAUAGAUAAAUUGGUUUAACUUGA